GGUAUUCAGUUCCGAAAGGUUUGAAUUGCUGACACGGUUGGUUUAAAUAUUUUCAACAGCUUCGUGCAAUUACAGACUUGCAAGAAAUGCGAAGUCUGUACCAGGAACUGGCAACGGAAGGAAAAUCCCCCCUCCCCCGCCCACUAACUGGAGGCGAGGAAUAUAGGGGCGAGAGGGAAAGACACAGGGCAGAGACAGAAAUAAAGGGAAAGAGAGACACAUAACAAGGAGAGAGUGAGAGAAACACAGAAAUUGGGAGAGGCUGACAGGAACAAACACAACGACAGAAGGAGCCAGACAGACACGGAAGAGGGAGAAAGGCUCAGUCACUGAGGCAAACAACAAGAGCCGAGGGAGCGACCUGCGGUGAUCACUUGCAAUCCAGUCUGUCGGAGUGGGGAUUCGGGUCAGGAGGAUGAAGAACAGGAGGAGCUGCUGCUGUUUUGUUGUACUUUUCGUGGCUGUGCUGCUCACCGCCGUGAUUCUGUUACUGUUGUUGUGGAAGCCGCGAUGCAAAGGUCGCAACUUGUACUCUCAAGCUGCGGUGGCGGCGGACUCCGUGGAAUGCUCGGAAAUCGGCAGAAACAUUCUGCUGGAUGGUGGAUCAGCUGUUGAUGGCGCGAUUGCUGCACUGCUCUGUACCUCCCUCAUCAACCCCCAAAGUAUGGGUAUUGGCGGAGGAGCCAUUUUCACCAUUUAUGAUGCAUCAGAAGGUCGUGUGACAGUGAUUAAUGCCAGAGAGAAGGCCCCUCAAAUGCUGGAGCCAGAUCCAUUCACUGGAUGUCAGAAACCAGGUCCCCAAUGGAUUGCUGUGCCGGGGGAACUGCGAGGCUACGAGGAAGCACACCAGAAAUUUGGGAAAUUACCCUGGAAAUCCCUGUUUGAACCUUCAAUUAAGCUCGCAGAAAGUGGAUUCCCGCUCCCAAAGUAUUUAAAGAAAUUUCUAGAACAUCAGAUUUUGAAACCUCAAAUAAUAAAUUCAUCACUGUGUUCACUGUUUUACAACAUUACUGGUAGUCCACUUGACAUUGUGAAGUACCCUCAGCUCGCAAAAACACUGAAGGCCAUCGCAAAAAAUGGAUCUGAUGAGUUUUACAGUGGCAAAAUUGGACAGGAUCUCAUUAAAGAUAUACAAGAAGAAGCUGAUAAAAAUUCAGUUAGAGCUUUAACACUUGAAGAUUUGAAACUGUACAAAGCUUCAGUGGUGGAACCCCUGAAUAUUUCACUGGGUGACUACAUGAUGUACACUCCACCCCAACCUUCACGGGGAGCCAUUCUCAGCUUCAUCCUCAACAUACUGAAAGGCUUUAACUUUUCUGCUAAGUCUAUGGAGGAAAGUCAAAGAUCGCAGACAUACCAUCGUAUCAUAGAGGCCUUAAAAUUUGGAAAUGGACAGCUGAGUAGAAUGAUAGGUUCUAAGGUCCAACCACGUGAUAUAUCUAAACUGCUCUCUGAUCAGUUUGCUGAGUCCACAUGGCAGCGUAUUGACGAUCAAGUCCAUCCUCUACAAUACUACAACACUGAGCCUCGGGCACGCGAGAAGUAUGCCACCAGUCAUAUUUCAGUGAUAGACAGAAAUGGCAAUGCAGUUUCUGUCACCAGCUCAAUCAAUUACUUAUUUGGUUCCAGGAUCAUCUCCAAGAGUACAGGGAUCAUCUUGAAUAAUCAGUUAGCAGACUUCUGCAGCGCAGAUAGAAUAUUUCCAGACAUCAAAGCUGUUACAGGACAGCAGCCACCUUCUUCUAUGUCUCCAUCCAUAUUAAUAUCACGGGAUAAAAAAUCGAUGAUGGUGGUGGGAGGUGCCGGUGGGAGUAUGAUCGUCAGUGCUAUUGCACAGAUCAUUAUGAACAAGUUGUGGUUUGGACUCAGCAUGACUGACGCGAUUGAGAAGGGAAGGGUUCACGUAAAUUCAUCUAAUUCUGUGAAUUUUGAAAACAGAUCUGAUGUUAAGGAGGCUAUGACAGCAAUGAAGCAGAAAGGCCAUAAUAUCACUGAGCCCAGUCUGGUGCCAUCUGUUAUUCAAGGAAUAUUUAGAGAUCAUGGCUGUAUUGAAGCAGUGUCAGACACCAGGAAAGCUGGAAAAUCUGCUGGCUACUAGUAUUUCAAUCUAGAGGUGACAGCAGUUACUGCAGGAGACUUGUAUUAAAUUCGGCAGCAUUCAACAAAGACGCAACAUUCGCCGUUCUGUCCUGCAAGCUAUAUCAGACAACAUAAGAAAACUAGACUGUAUCUUCCACUUGAUUAGGAAGGCAAAAUUUCAACUUGCUCAUAAACAUGCCACAUUGGCCAUCUGACAACCAGACUAAGAAUGACUAAUGAGUUCCAGAACGCUUUUGGCAGUGAAUUUGAACUCGACUCUGUUUUUGUUCCUGAGUCACCAAGAUUUUGGACUUUUGCACUGAUAUCUUCACAAGAUGGAUUAGUUUUGGAACCAUCCUGAAUUUAUAAUUGGUGCAUUAGAGAGAAGCCUGCUGAGAAAGAUGGGACCAAGUUGUUCAACAUGACAGACAAGAAUACAGUGUAAUUCAGUCUAACGUUGACACUUACUGUUGGAAGAGAUAAAGUUCUUAUUGUUUUAUAUACUAUAAACUUAGCCUUAAUGUAGUGCAUAUUAAUGAGUUACCUUAUUCUUGAAUGUUAGUUCUUGUACAUUAAAACCACAAGUGGGA
Molecule: messenger RNA, 2669 nt
Organism: Carcharodon carcharias (great white shark)
Lineage: Eukaryota; Metazoa; Chordata; Chondrichthyes; Lamniformes; Lamnidae
Gene: ggt5b
Product: gamma-glutamyltransferase 5b
Exons: 12
Coding region: 416-2098 (560 amino acids)
Biological process (GO): leukotriene D4 biosynthetic process; inflammatory response; glutathione catabolic process
Cellular component (GO): plasma membrane
Molecular function (GO): leukotriene-C(4) hydrolase activity; glutathione gamma-glutamate hydrolase
Source: RefSeq, a predicted model, not a curated record